AGACAGUCAACCCGAGACCCCUUAUAGAUUUAAAAAGAGAGGCUGCAUUCUCAGACUGACACUUAUUCAACACUGCCACCUUAAGCAGAUUACUUUUGCGCUGCUCGUGUCAAAUACGUGCUUCACUUUGCCUCUCCAUCAUGUUUAGGAUGCUGAAACACCACCUCCACCCGGGCAUUUUUCUCUUCUUCAUAUGGCUUUGUCACCUCAUGGAACAUCAAAAAGUUCAAGCCGGGAACUGCUGGUUGCAGCAGGGGAAGAACGGGAGGUGCCAGGUGCUGUACAUGCCCGGUAUGAGCAGGGAGGAGUGCUGCCGGAGCGGAAGGCUGGGGACGUCCUGGACCGAGGAGGACGUCCCUAACAGCACGCUCUUUAGGUGGAUGAUCUUCAAUGGCGGAGCCCCCAAUUGCAUACCUUGCAAAGGUGGAGAAACCUGCGAUAAUGUUGACUGUGGGCCUGGGAAGAGGUGCAAGAUGAACAGGAGAAGCAAGCCGCGCUGCGUGUGCGCACCAGACUGCUCCAACAUCACCUGGAAAGGACCGGUCUGCGGCUCGGAUGGAAAGACCUACAAAGACGAAUGCGCACUGCUGAAGGCUAAAUGCAAAGGCCACCCUGACCUGGACGUGCAGUACCAGGGAAAGUGCAAGAAAACGUGCCGUGACGUCUUGUGCCCCGGCAGCUCCACGUGCGUCGUGGACCAGACAAAUAAUGCAUAUUGUGUGACGUGUAAUCGGAUUUGCCCCGAGGUGACGUCGCCUGAUCAGUACCUGUGUGGAAACGACGGGAUCAUCUAUGCCAGCGCGUGUCACCUGAGAAGAGCGACCUGCCUCCUGGGCAGAUCCAUCGGAGUGGCGUAUGAGGGCAAAUGCAUCAAGGCUAAGUCGUGUGAGGACAUCCAGUGCAGCGCCGGGAAAAAGUGUCUGUGGGAUGCUCGGAUGAGCCGAGGCCGCUGCUCACUGUGCGAUGAGACCUGUCCGGAGAGCAGGACGGAGGAGGCGGUGUGUGCCAGCGACAACACCACAUAUCCCAGUGAAUGUGCCAUGAAGCAAGCUGCUUGCUCUAUGGGUGCGCUGCUUGAGGUCAAGCACUCUGGAUCUUGCAACUCCAUCACAGAAGACCAGGAGGAGGAUGAGGAAGAUGAGGACUCAGACUACAUGGCCUAUGUCCAUUUAUCUUCUAUACUGGAUGGAUAGGCUCCCAUCAUUAGGGGAACAGUCCUAGGGCAAGGAACCAUGUCCAUACUGUACAUUAUGUGUAUGCUUAUUUAUUUUUUAAAGAAAAAGGAAGUAUACAUAUAGUUCAGUCUGCUAGAUGUUUAUUUAUACUUUUUUUGUGUUUUAUAAUUUAUACAUUUACAAUGUCAGGCUUACUAUCUACCAUGAUAUAUUGUGUUACCACUCAUUCCCCCCUUUUUUGUUGUUGUUGUCCCUUUUACUUUCUUUUUUUUUAUCAUGAAGAAAUAUAUUUGUCCAAAGAAAAGCAGUGUUAUUUAUUUGUCAUGUUACCGUGUAAGUAUAAGUCCUCUACAAGCUGUAAAUUGCAUUCCCUGAGCUGUACAAAUCUGCUUGUUUCUGUCAAAUCUCUAUCACAGAUGUUUAUGUCACACAUACGUAAAUGCAUGUUUAGGCUGUGUGUUUAUUUAUUGGGAAUAUAUCAAUCAUUUUAUGUACAUACAGUGUUUCUGGUUUGUUUACAACUCAUAAUAACUGACCAAAGGGAUUCUCUCAAUGGUUUAGCAAAAGAGCAUUGUACAAGGUGCAACACAGCAGUGAUGGAACGGAAGAGAAAAAAGAGCCAUUUGUUUUUCUUUUCUUCUUCUUUUUUUGUUUUUUUGUUGGUUAUUCCUCAGUUUCAUCCCUUUAGAUUUGUUUCCAUGCGGAGACGACAACUCUAGAAAAUUAUUCAAUAGCGUUUGUUUUAUCUCACCAGUUUAGAGCAGAGGUAAGUGUUGGAUGAUACUUGAUUAUUUGGGAAAUAAUGUGCCAUUAACAUUUGUGUGCUGUCUUCUUGCCAAUGUGCUCCAUAUUGCUCUCGCAGAGCUCCGAUAGGACUAAUGUACUGCAGUACUCGACACUAUAUCAGACUUCAUCGCUUUGGUUCUUUUUGUUUCGUUGUUUUUUUUUUUUUUGUUCUUUUCUCAGAAUGCAUUUUAUUUCAAACAUCACAAGAGAAAUACAAAAUUCUGUUAUGAAUAUAUAGUUUUGUAUUUUUUAUGUAAAUGUCAUAUGUACAUACAAAGUUUGAUGGUAUUUGUACAGAUAUGAAGAGUGAAACAAUAAAAGUUUUUUUCCUUAUA
Molecule: messenger RNA, 2296 nt
Organism: Hippoglossus stenolepis (Pacific halibut)
Lineage: Eukaryota; Metazoa; Chordata; Actinopteri; Pleuronectiformes; Pleuronectidae
Gene: fsta
Product: follistatin a
Exons: 6
Coding region: 141-1193 (350 amino acids)
Biological process (GO): regulation of BMP signaling pathway; negative regulation of activin receptor signaling pathway; multicellular organism development
Molecular function (GO): activin binding; protein binding
Source: RefSeq, a predicted model, not a curated record